UAUAUAAGAUUCUGUUGAAGGCAGGCGGCCCAGAGAGCUGAUGAGCCGCUCGCUCGUGUUGGUCGCUACGGCGAAGUUGUUACACUCCCGACGCUUUUUUUCUUGGAAUUUCCCACAUCAUGGAUUUAAAUGAAGAGAGAAACUUGGACGACCUUUUCUGCUAAUCCCACCGCUAUCUCUGCUCCGCAAUACGUGCCUUAUCAGUUGUUCAGACUGACACCAAGCCUGCAGAAAUGUCGGACAAGAUGUCUAGUUUCCUUCACAUUGGAGACAUCUGCUCCCUCUAUGCAGAAGGCUCGACCAAUGGAUUCAUCAGCACUUUAGGACUUGUAGAUGACCGGUGUGUGGUACAGCCAGAUGCAGGAGACCUCAGUAAUCCUCCCAAGAAGUUUCGAGACUGCCUCUUCAAGCUGUGCCCCAUGAACAGAUAUUCUGCACAAAAGCAGUUCUGGAAGGCAGCGAAGCCGGGAGGGAACAGCACAACGGACACAGUGCUGCUGAAUAAGCUGCAUCACGCUGCAGAUCUGGAGAAGAAACAAAACGAGUCUGAAAAUAGGAAGCUGCUGGGGACAGUGAUACAGUACGGAAACGUCAUUCAGCUGUUGCAUCUGAAGAGUAAUAAGUACCUGACGGUAAACAAGCGUCUGCCUGCCCUUCUUGAGAAGAAUGCUAUGCGGGUGAUGCUGGACGCUGCUGGAAACGAAGGCUCUUGGUUCUACAUACAGCCCUUUUACAAGCUGCGCUCCAUUGGAGACAGUGUGGUGAUUGGGGACAAGGUGGUUCUCAACCCGGUUAAUGCUGGCCAGCCUCUGCAUGCCAGUAGCCACCAACUGGUGGACAAUCCUGGGUGCAAUGAGGUGAACUCUGUGAAUUGCAACACUAGCUGGAAAAUUGUUCUGUUCAUGAAAUGGAGUGACAACCAGGACGUUGUUUUGAAAGGGGGCGAUGUGGUCCGGCUGUUCCAUGCAGAGCAGGAGAAGUUCCUCACCUGCGAUGACCACCGGAAGAAGCAGUACGUCUUCCUGCGGACUACAGGGCGUCAGUCUGCCACGUCCGCCACCAGCAGCAAGGCCUUGUGGGAGGUGGAGGUGGUCCAGCACGACCCCUGCCGGGGGGGAGCUGGCUACUGGAACAGCCUCUUCAGGUUUAAGCAUCUGGCGACGGGACAUUACCUGGCUGCAGAGGUGAACCCGGAUUAUGAAGAAGAGUGCCUUGAUUCUCGUUCAUCACUGGACUCCGACCAGGAAGCCCUUCGAGCACGGCUUCGCACAACCCAGGAGAAGGUCAUGUAUACGCUGGUCUCGGUCCCCGAUGGCAAUGACAUCUCGUCCAUAUUUGAGCUGGACCCUACCACUCUGAGAGGUGGGGACUCCCUUGUACCAAGAAACUCCUACGUCAGGCUCAGGCACCUGUGCACCAACACGUGGGUCCACAGCACCAACAACCCGAUUGACAAGGAGGAGGAGAAGCCGGUGAUGCUUUGUAUUGGCACAUCUGCUCUUAAAGAGGAUAAGGAGGCGUUUGCCAUAGUGCCCGUUUCCCCAGCUGAAGUACGAGACUUGGACUUUGCUAACGAUGCCAGCAAAGUGCUGGCAUCCAUUGCUGGAAAACUAGAGAAAGGAACUAUUACGCAGAACGAGAGGAGGUUUGUCACUAAACUGUUAGAGGACCUGGUCUUCUUUGUGGUGGACAUUCCCAACAAUGGCCAGGACGUUCUGGAGAUCAUGGUCAACAAGCCAAACCGAGAGCGGCAGAAGCUCAUGAGGGAGCAGAACAUCCUCAAGCAGAUCUUCAAGCUACUGCAGGCCCCCUUCACAGACAGCGGAGAUGGUCCAAUGCUGCGAUUGGAGGAGCUGGCUGACCAGCGGCACGCCCCCUUCCGGCACAUCUGCCGCCUCUGCUACCGCGUGCUGCGCCACUCUCAGCAAGACUACCGGAAGAACCAGGAAUACAUAGCGAAACAGUUCCGCUUCAUGCAGAAGCAGAUCGGGUACGACGUGCUGGCUGAGGAUACCAUCACGGCCCUGCUGCAUAACAACCGCAAGCUGCUGGAGAAGCACAUCACCGCAGCUGAGAUUGACACCUUUGUCAGUCUGGUGAGGAAGAACAGGGAACCCAGGUUCCUGGACUAUCUGUCAGAUCUUUGCGUGUCCAUGAACAAGUCCAUCCCAGUGACCCAGGAACUCAUCUGUAAUGCGGUGCUAGACCCUAACAAUGCAGACAUCCUCAUUGAGACUAAACUGGUGCUCUCCCGCUUUGAGAUUGAGGGCAUGCCCAUGGGAGAGAAUUCAGUAGAGUCUGAAGAGGAUGAGGAGGAAGUGUGGCUCUUCUGGAAAGACAGCAACAAGGAAAUUCGCAGUAAAAGUAUUCGAGAGUUGGCCCAGGAUGCCAAGGAGGGGCAGAAGGAGGAUCAGGAAGUAAUCGGUUACUACAGAUACCAGCUGAAUCUGUUUGCCCGCAUGUGCCUGGACCGGCAGUACCUGGCAAUCAACAAGAUCUCUGGCCAGCUGGAUGUGGACCUGAUCUUGCGUUGCAUGUCUGAUGAGGACCUGCCCUAUGACCUGCGUGCCUCCUUCACACGCAUGAUGCUGCACAUGCAUGUGGAUCGUGACCCCCAGGAGCAGGUCACGCCCGUCAAGUAUGCCCGCCUGUGGUCUGAGAUCCCAUCCCAGAUUGCCAUUGAUGACUAUGAUAAUGAUGGAACAUCCAAAGAUGACAUUAAAGAGCGAUUUGCUCAGACCAUGGAGUUUGUGGAGAAUUAUUUGAGAGAUGUGGUUUGUCAGAGCUUCCCUUUCUCCGAUAAAGAGAAAAACAAACUGACCUUUGAGGUUGUAAAUUUAGCAAGGAACCUGAUUUAUUUUGGAUUCUACAACUUCAGUGACCUUCUGAGGCUGACUAAAAUCCUCUUGGCCAUUUUGGAUUGUGUCCAUGUCAGCACCAUCUACCCCAUUAAGUUGGAAAAAGGGGAUGAGAACAAAGGUAGUAAUGUCAUGCGCUCCAUACAUGGGGUGGGUGAGCUGAUGACCCAGGUGGUCCUGAGAGGUGGUGGUUUCCUGCCUGCUGCCCCUGUCAACCCACCAAACGGUGAUGUUGUCAAGACUCAGACUGAGCCAGAGAAGGAAGACAUAUUGGUAAUGGACACUAAACUGAAGAUCAUUGAAAUCCUCCAGUUCAUCCUAAAUGUCCGUCUGGACUAUCGAAUCUCCUGCCUGCUUUGUAUCUUCAAACGGGAGUUUGAUGAGAGCAAUUCUCAGGCAGAUCUAUCACUGGGCAGUGGUCAGGAACUACCUAGUAACAUGCCAGGAGCGCUGGAUUUUGAGCAUAUAGAGGAGCAAGCGGAAGGGAUUUUUGGUGGCAGUGAGGAGAACACGCCCUUGGACCUAGACGACCAUGGAGGGAGGACAUUCCUCAGAGUCCUUCUUCACUUGACAAUGCAUGAUUACCCUCCUCUGGUGUCUGGGGCUCUUCACCUUCUCUUCAGACAUUUCAGUCAGCGACAGGAGGUCCUGCAGGCCUUUAAACAGGUUCAGCUGCUGGUGACAAGUCAGGAUGUGGAAAACUACAAGCAGAUCAAGUCAGACCUGGACCAACUUCGCUCCAUCGUGGAGAAGUCCGAGCUGUGGGUUUAUAAGCGGCAGGGUCCGGAUGAAGGCAUCGACCCUGGUGAUGGACCAUCAGAGUCGGUCCACAAGAAAGGAGAUACGACUCAGAAAAACAGCUCAGAAAAACCAAAGAAACCGGAAAGCACCAGUAGUUACAACUACCGAGUUGUAAAAGAGGUUCUGCUGCGUCUCAGCAAGCUGUGUGUUCAGGAGGGUGCGUCAGGUCGGAAGAGCAAGAAGCAGCAGCAGAGGCUCCUGAGGAACAUGGGCGCUCAUUCGGUGGUCCUGGAACUUCUGCAGAUCCCUUAUGAGAAGGGGGAGGAUGUUCGCAUGCAGGAGAUAAUGAAGUUAGCCCACCAGUUUCUGCAGAAUUUCUGUGCCGGGAACCAGCAAAACCAGGCCCUGCUUCACAAGCACAUCAACCUCUUUCUAAACCCUGGGAUCCUGGAGGCAGUAACCAUGCAACAUAUAUUCAUGAACAACUUCCAGCUCUGCAGCGAGAUCAAUGAGCGCGUGGUGCAGCACUUUGUUCACUGCAUUGAGACGCAUGGCCGUAACGUGCAGUACCUCAAGUUCUUACAGACCAUCGUCAAGGCUGAGGGGAAGUUCAUCAAGAAGUGUCAGGAUGUCGUAAUGGCUGAGCUGGUAAACGCAGGGGAGGACGUGCUGGUCUUCUACAAUGAUAGAGCCUCCUUCCAGACACUGGUGCAAAUGAUGCGGUCGGAGCGAGACCGCAUGGAUGAGAACAGCCAGCUGAUGUACCAUAUCCACCUGGUGGAGCUCUUGGCCGUCUGCACCGAAGGCAAGAACGUCUACACAGAGAUCAAGUGCAACUCGCUGCUGCCUCUUGAUGACAUCGUCCGUGUGGUAACGCACGAGGACUGCAUCCCAGAGGUGAAAAUUGCCUACAUCAACUUCCUAAAUCACUGCUAUGUGGACACCGAGGUGGAGAUGAAGGAGAUCUACACCAGUAACCACAUGUGGAAGCUCUUUGAGAAUUUCCUGGUUGACAUCUGCCGGGUGUGCAACAACACAAGUGACAGGAAACACGCUGAUACAGUGCUGGAGCGCUAUGUGACGGAGACGGUCAUGAGCAUCGUGACCACGUUCUUCAGCUCUCCCUUCUCAGAUCAGAGCACCAGUCUGCAGGAAUCUAUUCUGGGCAAAAUAUUAGAGACCCGGCAGCCGGUCUUCGUGCAGCUCCUGCAGGGAGUCUUUCGGGUGUAUCACUGUCACUGGCUGAUUCCAGCACAGAAGGGCUCUGUAGAGAGCUGUAUUAAGGUGCUUUCUGAUGUGGCCAAAAGUCGAGCAAUCGCAAUACCGGUGGACCUGGACGGCCAGGUGAACAGCCUCUUUGUCAAGUCAAACAACAUUGUGCAGAAGACCGCCAUGAGCUGGCGCCAGUCUGUGCGGAACGCUACCCGCCGUGAGUCGGUGGUCACCACCUCGCGGGACUACAGGAACAUCAUCGAGAGGCUCCAGGACAUCGUCUCCGCCCUGGAGGACCGCUUGCGGCCUUUGGUCCAGGCCGAGCUCUCUGUGCUGGUGGACGUGUUGCACCGACCGGAGCUGCUCUUCCCGGAGAACACGGACUCCCGCAGGAAGUGUGAGAGCGGCGGCUUCAUCUGCAAACUCAUCAAACACACAAAGCAGCUGCUGGAGGAGAAUGAGGAGCGGCUGUGCAUCAAGGUGCUGCAGACUCUGAGGGAGAUGAUGACCAAAGACAGGGGCUACGGCGAGAAGCUGAUUGCCUUUGAUGAUGAAAUGGAUGUGCCUGAGGAACUUGAUCAAAACCAGCCCCAGAAGCAACUGGAGGACCAGAAGAGGGGUGAAGCUCUAAGGCAGAUUCUGGUGAACCGUUACUAUGGAAACUUUAGAGCUGGCGGAAGGAGAGACAGCCUGUCGAGUUUCAGUAAUGGUCCCGUGGCCCCUGGAGGGUCAGGCAAGACCCAAGCAGGUGGGACACUGGUGGCUGGGUCCUUAAGUCGCGGAGAAAUGGGCCUCAUGGAAGUGCAGUGUCACCUGGACAAGGAAGGAGCUUCGGAUCUGGUCAUCGACCUCAUUAUGAAUGCCACCAGUGACCGUGUAUUCCAGGAGAGCAUCUUACUGGCCAUAGCACUGCUGGAAGGGGGCAACACCACAAUCCAGCGCUCAUUCUUCUGCCGGCUCACUGAGGAUAAGAAGUCGGAGAAGUUUUUCAAGGUGUUCUACGACCGAAUGAAACUGGCCCAGCAGGAGAUUAAAGCAACCGUGACUGUAAACACUAGUGACUUGGGCAGCAAGAAGAAGAACGAUGACGCCAUGGACCGGGAAGUUCCUGUCCGCAAGAAAGCAGCUAAGGAUGCUGCUGUCAUGGUGACGGAGGAGGUGCGUGAGCAGCUGCUGGAAGCCUCCUCCGCCACCAAAAAGGCCUUCAACUCGUAUCGGCGUGAGGCCGACCCCGAGGAGCACUUCGCCUCCGCAGAUGGCCCAGCCAGCGCAGGCGACAAGAGCCAGGAUGAUGGGGAGAUGAGUGUCAUCAUCGCCAUCAUGCAGCCAAUCCUGCGCUUCCUGCAGCUGCUUUGUGAAAACCACAACCGUGAUCUGCAGAACUUCUUGCGUUGCCAGAACAACAAGAACAACUACAACCUGGUGUGUGAGACACUGCAGUUCCUGGACUGCAUCUGUGGCAGCACCACCGGGGGCUUGGGCCUGUUAGGCCUCUACAUCAAUGAGAAGAACGUGGCCCUCAUUAAUCAGACUCUGGAGAGCCUGACAGAGUACUGCCAGGGUCCCUGUCAUGAGAAUCAGAAUUGCAUUGCUACUCACGAGUCAAAUGGGAUUGACAUAAUCAUAGCCUUGAUUCUGAAUGAUAUCAACCCCCUGGGGAAAAAGAGGAUGGAUCUGGUGCUGGAGCUCAAAAACAAUGCUUCCAAACUUCUCCUGGCCAUCAUGGAGAGUCGACAUGACAGUGAGAACGCAGAGAGAAUCCUAUAUAAUAUGAGGCCCAAGGAGCUGGUAGAAGUAAUCAAGAAGGCCUACAUGCAGGGUGAGGUGGAGUUUGAGGCUCCUGAUAAUGAGGAAAAUGCUGAUGACCACGCUGCUUCUCCUCGGAAUGUCGGACACAACAUAUACAUCCUCGCCCAUCAGCUCGCACGCCACAACAGAGAACUACAGGCCAUGCUGAAACCGGGAGCCCCCAGUGGCGAUGGCGAUGAGGCCCUGCAGUUUUAUGCCAAGCAUACAGCUCAAAUUGAGAUUGUGCGGCAGGAUCGCACCAUGGAGGAGAUAGUCUUUCCUGUGCCAAACAUCUGUGAGUUCCUGACCAGUGAGUCCAAGCUGCGAGUGUACUACACCACAGAGCGUGACGAACAGGGCAGCAAGAUCAAUGACUUCUUCCUGCGCGCUGAGGACCUCUUCAAUGAGAUGAAUUGGCAGAAAAAGCUGCGAGCCCAGCCAUUUCUUUACUGGUGUUCUCGCAACAUGUCAUUCUGGAGCAACAUCUCCUUCAAUCUGGCUGUGCUCAUGAACCUGCUGGUGGCUUUCUUCUACCCCCUGGAAGGUGUCCAUGGAGGUACCCUGGAGCCGCACCUGUCUGCCAUGCUGUGGCUAGGCAUACUGGUGUCACUAGCGAUUGUCAUAGCUCUGCCGCAGCCUCAUGGUGCCCGAGCUCUCAUCGCCUCCACCAUCCUACGCCUUAUUUUUUCUGCGGGCCUAGAGCCCACACUAUUCCUGCUAGGGGCCUUCAAUGUUUGCAAUAAAAUAAUCUUCCUGAUGAGCUUUGUGGGAAACAGAGGUACCUUCACCAGGGGUUACAAGGCCAUGGUCCUUGACAUGGAGUUCCUCUACCACCUGCUGUACCUGAUCAUCUGCAGCCUGGGAGUGUUUGUGCAUGUAUUCUUCUACAGUUUGCUGCUCUUUGACCUUGUCUACAGAGAGGAGACCCUUCUAAACGUCAUUAAAAGCGUAACACGUAAUGGACGUUCUAUAGUCCUGACUGCAGUCCUGGCCCUCAUCCUGGUCUAUCUCUUCUCCAUUGUUGGGUACAUAUUUUUCAAAGAUGACUUCAUCCUGGAGGUGGACAGAAUACCAAAUACAACUGUGGAGAGUGGCGCCAGCAUGGCAGGUGAGUUCCUGUCUGCUGGAGUAUGCAAGACUGACAACGGGGGGAACUGCUCCAUGGAAAACGCUUUGGAAGAGGCUUCUGAGGACCUUUCUGAAGAUAAAGAGCGCACAUGUGACUCCCUGCUCAUGUGCAUCGUCACCGUGCUGAGCCAUGGACUGCGGAGUGGGGGAGGAGUUGGGGACGUCCUACGCAAGCCUUCCAAAGAGGAGCCCCUGUUUGCUGCAAGGGUGAUCUAUGACCUCCUGUUCUUCUUCAUGGUUAUCAUCAUUGUCCUUAACCUAAUCUUUGGAGUCAUCAUCGACACCUUCGCUGACCUCAGGAGCGAGAAGCAGAAGAAGGAGGAGGUCCUCAAGACAACAUGUUUCAUUUGCGGGCUGGAAAGGGAUAAGUUUGACAAUAAGACAGUGACAUUCGAGGAACACAUAAAAGAGGAACACAACAUGUGGCACUACCUGUACUUCAUUGUUCUUGUGAAGGUCAAGGACUCUACAGAGUACACAGGGCCUGAGAGCUACGUGGCUGAGAUGAUCAAGGAGCACAAUCUAGACUGGUUCCCUCGGAUGCGGGCUAUGUCCCUGGUGAGCAGUGAUGCGGAAGGGGAGCAGAAUGAGAUCCGCAACUUACAGGAGAAGCUGGAGUCUACCAUGAAGCUUGUAUCUAACCUGUCUAGCCAACUAACCGAACUCAAGGAACAGAUGACUGAGCAACGGAAGCAAAAGCAGCGCAUCGGGCUGCUGGGCCACCCGCCGAACAUGAACGUGAACCCCCAGCAGCCGGCGUGAGGGCGUAGAUCCACCUCAGGCCGAGCUGUUAGCUCUGCAGAUUUCACGCCUUCCUGCUGCAUUCUGAAUGUGUGGCCGACGGGCCGGGCUAUGAGGCCCAAGCAGAAACAUCUAGCGAUUUACAAGUUAAAAGUGUUUCAGGUGACUUAAAGGUACCUACCUGUGUAAACCGCCAUUUACCUUGUCCCUGUCCUGUUUAGAUUGUUGCCAGUCUGUUUUUAUACGAAGUGGUUGGGUUUCAAUGACGUGGCCUUCACUGGGUGAACUUGAAAUGCCGCAAAGCCAUACAGGACAGAGACCAACUGAAUGGGACACUCAACAUGAAGUUUCGAUGUAUGAAUGAGACCAUUUUUUGCCAGAGGGGGGAACAGUAUUUAAUGUCUUAUUUUUGUAUGUGCAAUAUGGGUACUGUAAUAUGCAGCCACAUUGAUGUAUAAUAUUUGUGUCUAAAAAGAAAAAAGGUAAAAUACUCCUUUUCUGGGUCCUUCUUAUUUAAUGAUCCUGAACUAAAGGAUGAGGUUGUUUCACUCAGAGUGCUGUUGGUACAUCUCUUCCAUUAUAAAGAACAUUAACCCCACUGGCUUUGCAUGAAUGGACCUCGCUGGUUAUUUAUACAUCAUCUCUCUUCAGGGCAUCAUGAAGUGAGACCUAAAUGUUUAUGAAAUUUCACAAGUGCUUUGUUAAUUUGUAUAUGGUCUGAGAGCAAUACAUGCAAUCUAUUUUUUCUGGAAAAAAAAAAAAAGAUCUUACGUGUUUGUCAUUCCUCUAUAUUUAUUAUGAACCUAUUUUAUGGCACAUUGUGUGAGUAAUAUUUUUUAGUACAGUAGCAGUAAGAUCACCAAAUUUCCACAUUUUCCCACGAAUUUCCACAGAAAGCUGCAGGAUUUGGAGUUUCUCUAGUCUCCGAUUUAGCUUCCCCUGACUCAUGUAUCGCAGUCAUUCCUCUGUGAGGUUUGUGACCUUCUGACUGCUGCCAGUCAUUGUAUCUCUCCCUUCCAGAGCUGUAGCUUAGCACUGACACACUACCUGGAAAGUCACCUGAGGGUCAUAGUGUAGAUGUGAGUUCAGGUACGAUGAAGUUUUCCUUUUAAAAACAACCAAGAUUUGUACUAAGGGCCAUUUUUAAUAAUGGGCAUCAAGCCAAAUAGAAAUAUUCUGAGUAAUAAUAUAAAUUAUUUGAAUCUUGUUAGGGCUGUAUAUUCAUUUAAUAAAAUAUAUUUAAUAAAGCGUGUGUCUUUCACCAUA
Paramormyrops kingsleyae is the source of this 9734-nucleotide messenger RNA. Its product is annotated as inositol 1,4,5-trisphosphate-gated calcium channel ITPR1. Gene Ontology annotation, molecular function: inositol 1,4,5-trisphosphate-gated calcium channel activity; inositol 1,4,5 trisphosphate binding. The record is from RefSeq and is a predicted model, not a curated record. Gene Ontology annotation, biological process: calcium ion transmembrane transport. NCBI's taxonomy places the organism in Eukaryota, Metazoa, Chordata, Actinopteri, Osteoglossiformes, Mormyridae. Gene Ontology annotation, cellular component: membrane; endoplasmic reticulum.